AAUUCGAAAUAUUUUUGUGAACAAUGUUCAACUCUUCGUUAAACUAUCAACCUAUUCGAGACCGAAUUUGUAUAAGCGGAAUAUUUUUAUACAUGAGCUUAGAAACGGCGCUAGUCUUUUCCAUUGAAAAGAAUCAAAAAUAAUAUUGUUAUACUUUUUCUCCUCAUAAAUCUAAUUGAUUUGAUCACUUUAAUCAUUUACCAAUUUGAUUGUUGUUACUUAAUCACUUAUCAUUGUGAUGUUCAUUAAUUUAGAUUGUUCUCUGUGUUAUUAUUCGGAUCAAAACCUUUAAACAUCAUGGAAAUACUCAAGUUAAUCAGCAAAGAUUCUCACUCAAGAUCUAAUAGAUUACCGGAAAUUUUCAUCUCUCUCAUCGUCUUAAUCAUCACCUUUUCUUGUAAAACAACAGGAGAAAAUGAUCUUUCAAUUUUAGAUCAUCUUCUCAAAGGUUAUGAUCGACGAGCUUUGCCCGAAAGUCUAAAAGGUAAACCAACUCCAGUUGCCUGUGAGAUUUAUAUCAGAUCCUUUGGUUCAAUCAAUCCAGCGACUAUGGAUUAUGAGGUCGAUCUUUACCUGAGGCAAACUUGGCUUGAUGAGAGACUGAAAACUCCACGAUUAUCUAAACCAUUAGAUCUGAAUGAUGCUAAACUCGUUCAAAUGAUUUGGAAACCAGAAGUUUUUUUCGCCAAUGCUAAACAUGCGGAAUUUCAAUAUGUUACAGUUCCAAAUGUUCUGGUUCGUAUAAAUCCAAAUGGAACAAUACUUUACAUGCUAAGAUUGAAGCUUCGAUUCUCGUGCAUGAUGGACUUAUAUCGAUUCCCAAUGGACUCACAGGUUUGUGCAAUUGAACUUGCUUCAUUUUCAAAGACAACUGAUGAACUGCAACUUAAAUGGAAAGAAACAAAUCCAAUAGUUUUGUACGAGAAUCUUAAACUUCCACAGUUUCAAAUUGAACAUUGGAACACCUCCUUGUGUAAAGAAAAAUUUCAAUUCGGUGAAUAUAGCUGCCUGAAAGCUGAAUUUUAUCUGCAAAGAUCACUUGGUUAUCAUCUGGUUCAAUCUUAUCUUCCAACAUCAUUAAUUGUCUUCAUCUCUUGGGUAUCAUUUUGGUUGGAUAUUGAUGCUAUUCCGGCGAGAGUAACACUCGGAGUGACAACUUUGUUAACAAUCUCAUCUAAAGGUUCGGGAAUUCAAACAAAUCUACCCCCAGUUUCCUAUGUAAAAGCCAUUGAUGUUUGGAUGGGCGCUUGUACUACAUUUGUGUUUGCUGCUCUCCUCGAAUUUACUUGUGUCAAUUAUUUGUGGAGAAAACGAUGUAAACGGAGAGCGAACCAAUUUAGACAAACAAUCGCAAACCUCAAGGCGAAUCACAAUAGCAAUUUAAAUACUUCAACUACAACUAAUUCUGAUCAAACCAAAGACGAAGUGAAAGGAAGCAAGUUACAAUUCAAUGGUCCGUCUGAUGAAUCGAUAGGAAUCGCCUUGGCACGAUUCCAAGCAGGGGGUGGACAUGGGUCAAGUGGAAAUGGGAAUGACCAUUAUCCAAAUGUCCGUUAUCAACUCGGUGAAGUGCCAGUGGCCUCAGGAAUUGAUCGGAUUUGUCGAUUCUUAUUCCCGAUGUUGUUUCUCUUGUUUAAUACAGUCUAUUGGCCUUAUUAUAUUUACUAAGAAAACAAAAAGUUGAUCAAUUAACUUGAAAAUCAUUCUAUUGCUUAAAUUUGUUAAUCAGAUUAAAUUGUUUUGAAAACAAAUGAGAUGAAGAUGAUUUCAAUAAAUUAUAAUGCCAGUGAAAACUAAAUUGUUACAAUUAACUCGAGACUUUGAUCCAUCCUUGACCAGAUCCCCUUAUUUAUGUAAUGAGAAAACAAACUGACCAAGACUGCGAAUGAAUUUUUAUCAGUGAGAAUAAAAUUGUACUAAUUCUGUCCUAAUCAUGUAAACUAAAUCAAAUUUAAUGUUUAAUCAUUUCAUACAAAAACGUUGUAGCAGAAAAGAUUAGUUGACUGAUUUUGCUGAUUCUCAAUCAAUUGAUUGCUCGCAGAUUCAUAUUAUCUGGGUAAUGAGAAACCCACCAGAUCAUAAUCAUGUAUCAAUCGACAUAAUUUGAUUAAAUUGUAUAUUAAAUUGUC
Molecule: messenger RNA, 2129 nt
Organism: Panonychus citri (citrus red mite)
Lineage: Eukaryota; Metazoa; Arthropoda; Arachnida; Trombidiformes; Tetranychidae
Product: glycine receptor subunit alphaZ1-like
Exons: 8
Coding region: 298-1668 (456 amino acids)
Biological process (GO): regulation of membrane potential; signal transduction; chemical synaptic transmission
Cellular component (GO): neuron projection; membrane; synapse
Molecular function (GO): chloride channel activity; extracellular ligand-gated monoatomic ion channel activity; transmembrane signaling receptor activity
Source: RefSeq, a predicted model, not a curated record